Molecule: messenger RNA, 2164 nt
Organism: Octodon degus (degu)
Lineage: Eukaryota; Metazoa; Chordata; Mammalia; Rodentia; Octodontidae
Gene: Anxa13
Product: annexin A13
Exons: 11
Coding region: 17-967 (316 amino acids)
Cellular component (GO): cytoplasm
Molecular function (GO): calcium-dependent phospholipid binding; calcium ion binding
Source: RefSeq, a predicted model, not a curated record
UCUCAGGAAAACAAGAAUGGGCCAUCACCACACCAAAGUGAGAAGUCACGAGGGUUUUGAUGCGGAUCGAGAUGCCAAAAAGCUGUACAAAGCCUGCAAAGGAAUUGGAACUGAUGAAGCGGCCAUUAUUGAAAUCCUGGCGAGCAGGACGUCGGAUGAGAGGCAGCAAAUAAAGCAGAAAUACAAGACCAAGUAUGGCAAGGACCUGGAGGAGGUGCUCAAAAGUGAGCUGAGUGGAAACUUCGAGAAGACAGCCUUGGCCCUCCUGGAUCGCCCCAGUGAAUAUGCUGCCCGGCAGCUGCAGAAGGCUAUGAAGGGCUUAGGCACAGAUGAAGCCGUGCUCAUCGAGGUCUUAUGCACAAGAAGCAACAAGGAAAUCAGCGCCAUCAAGGAGGCCUACCAGAGGCUGUUUGACAAGAGCCUUGAAUCAGAUGUCAAAGGUGACACAAGUGGGACCUUUAAGAAGAUUCUGGUGUCCCUGCUGCAGGCUGACCGUGAUGAAGGGGACGAGGUGAACAAGGAGCUGGCCGGCCAGGACGCCAGAGAGCUGCAUGAUGCAGGAGAAGGCCGCUGGGGCACUGAUGAGCUCGCCUUCAAUGAAGUCCUAGCCAAAAGGAGCUACGCCCAGCUUCGAGCCACCUUUCUGGCCUAUCAACUUCUCAUUGGCAAGGACAUGGAAGAAGCCAUUGAAGAGGAAACGUCCGGAGACUUACAGAAGACCUACUUAACUCUUGUGAGAUGUGCCCGAGACCGUGAGGGCUACUUCGCCGACCUUCUGUACAAGGCCAUGAAGGGCAUGGGGACUGAUGAGGAGACGUUAAUUCGCGUCAUUGUCACCAGGGCCGAGGUGGACCUUCAGGGGAUCAAAGCCAAGUUCCAGGAGAAGUACCAGAAGUCUCUCUCUGACAUGGUCAGCUCAGACACCUCCGGGGACUUCCGGAAACUGCUAGUGGCCCUCUUACACUGAGCCCAGCCAGAGCAGCAGAAACACGGGAGCACCGUCUUGAUGAAGAACACGUUUCAAAUCAAACUUGCAAUCUUGUACGAUGCCAGCACCAGAAGCCCUGGGGCCCUGUUCACUUUCUUGACAGCAUGAGCAGCACAGCAAGGUCGAGCUGGUUAAGUGCAGGUUGCUUGGGCAGGUCGCCUUGAACCCUGGCUAACAAGUACCCGGGCUAACCCUUCCCCUUCCUUAGCGUAGUCGCCGAAUGCUUCCUGAGCACAAAUAAUAUCAGCAACUGAUGAAAAACUAUGCAUUUGUAACAAAAUGUUUAGGAGAAUGUGUACUGUGCAGGCGUGGGAGUGGUCUGGGUGCAGAUGAAGUGGUUAAGGGAAAACAAAAUUAGCCAACUUGUUGAUUUUCCUUCUGUGUGUUCAAUUUCAAAGCUCCCGAGGUAAUUAAAGGUGCAGAUUAUGCCUCAAUCUGCUGCUUUUUCCAAACUGGCUUGAUUAUUUGGAGUUCUUGCCCAGGAAACAGGACCCAGGUAAAGUUCAAACAUCAUUUGGGGAACGCAGUCACCUCUAUUAACAGUCACUAAGGAUGGAAACCAAGGCUAGCAGGAAGGAAAGACCCACCUCGCCCAUGUGAAGCGUAGCUGGACACAGAACCCACUAAUACGCUGCCUGGCUCUCUGGGCUUCCUACCUCUCUAGGCGUGUGACUCCCUCCCGUCUCCACUGCUCUUCAGGUACAGCUGGACCAGUGGCAGGACUAUGGUCAGCGGCCUGCCUCGCAGGUGGACUGGCACCAACAGAAUCUCUGCUCCACGAGGGUGGUCUAGUGACUGCACGGAGUGACACGCAGAGAAAUUUGUCACAAGAACACGGAUGGAUACCUUGGUCCAGUGGCUCACUGGGUGUCCCUGGUACUGCUGAAGGGCAUAACUUUUUCUUAAUCCCCUCCAGCUCUAUAAGGUUGAUUUUUCCCAUUUAUAAACUAAGAAAACAGACAUUAAAUAAACUGGCUAAAUGCAUUUGCAAGCAACAGAAUGAGGACUGGAAUGCCAGGGUGGCAGACUCUGGAAAUCACCCACUAAUAUGUUUCUUGGAAAAGUGGCUCGAAAUACAUGGACGUGGGUCUGCGUAUUUUUUCAUCUACUUAAUUCCCUUCUCUCUACUAAUCAUUGUGCUGAGGGUAAAAGGGAAAGCAGAAAAUGAACCUUGUU